Pollicipes pollicipes is the source of this 504-nucleotide messenger RNA. RefSeq names its product zinc finger protein 2-like. The transcript is spliced from 4 exons. Bases 1 to 504 code for a protein of 167 amino acids. NCBI's taxonomy places the organism in Eukaryota, Metazoa, Arthropoda, Thecostraca, Pollicipedomorpha, Pollicipedidae. The record is from RefSeq and is a predicted model, not a curated record.
AUGACGUGCAUGCGGCCCGCCAUGCCGGAGGUGUGCGAGGUGUGCGCGCGCCGCUUCUUCACGCGCGCCCAGUUGAACCACCACCUGUCGAUCCACCGCGGCGAGACGGUGUGCCCCGUCUGCGGCCGCGUCUUCUCCACCAGGAAUAACAUGCGCGUCCACCUGGUCUCCAUCCACCCGACCUCGCCGCAGGCGGUGCUGCUGCGCGAGCUGCGCCAGCGCGCGUACUUCGGUGUCACGCCGCGCCCGCCCGUCUACCGGGUGUGCAAGCUGUGCCAGAAGCCGCUCUACUCGCAGCCCUCCUUCUUCUGCCACAUGAGCAUGCACCGCGGACGCACCACGUGCCGCCACUGCGGCCGCGUGCUCAGCAGCCGGCAGCGGCUGCAGCAGCACAUCAUCAGCCGCCACGGCGGUCUGCAGGACGACGAGAACGGACCGCCGCCGCCGCAGCCGCAGGGGCCGCAGCUGCACGGACCGUCGCCGCAGAGACCGCCGCCGACGUAG